Molecule: messenger RNA, 1887 nt
Organism: Herpailurus yagouaroundi (jaguarundi)
Lineage: Eukaryota; Metazoa; Chordata; Mammalia; Carnivora; Felidae
Gene: BTG4
Product: BTG anti-proliferation factor 4
Exons: 4
Coding region: 1109-1798 (229 amino acids)
Cellular component (GO): nucleus; cytoplasm
Source: RefSeq, a predicted model, not a curated record
UUCAGUAGACCUGGGGAAAGGGCCACAAAUCUGCAUUUUUAACAAACAACCCAGUGGCUCCAAAUGAGGUGGUCAGUGAAGUACACUUUGAGAACCAGGGAGACUGGAUAAACUCCAAGAUCUCUUCCACUUAUUUGACAAAUAAACAUUUUAGUUAAAAAAUGAGCAUAGUCAACAUAAUGAUUGUUCAGAGAAAGUUGCCUUCCGUUUCAGAAAAGAUCCAAGGCAAAAUUCUUUAAUAUGUUGACAGUUACAAUUAGAGACAAAAGUAUUGGGAUGUAGGAUGUUAGGAUAUGGAAGGGGAAGGCUUGAUUCUCAAUCUGUGUCAUAAGAGAUAAGAUUUUAAUAGCAAAACAGAAGAGACAAAUCCAGGUGGAAAUCUUUGACCAUUUUAAAGAACUCAUUCUACAUCUACCAGGGAGCAAUCUGAGGGGGACCUGGAAGAAGCUAUCUAAUUAACCUAAAGGAAAGCGCCUGUGUAAGGUUAAACACCUGUCAGGCUUUUGACCCAGGCUUAUAUAAACUUCAGCCUAAAACUAACAAAACAGGUGUGGGGGAGAGUGUUUUCUAACUCUGGCCCACUUUUAUUUUUGUUGUUGUUGUUGUUGGGGCUAAAGCACCUUUUCUGGCAAAUAUAGUGUAUGUUUGCUUAACCUUAACUUUUACUUAAAGCAUGCAACCUGAGAGUCACAUUUUAGAACUACUAUACUCUGAAAUGUUCUGCUUUCUGUAAAUACCUUUUUAAAAAGUGGUGCUCGGGUGUAAUUUACUGUCCCGUAUCCAGACUUUUUUUUUUUUUAACUUAAGUUGCAUACUGGUGUUUUAUUUGUUUCUUAAAUAUAUUAAAGUUUUAAAAAGUGGGGUUUUUUUUUCUUUGAAAACAUUAAAAACUGGCUAAUUGAGGAAUUGGUGUUCAUGGCUGUUUUGGUAGUGGACCCUACUGACACGCUUAUUUAGUUGACGAAGAACCAGCAAAUGAUUUCUAUGUUUCAGGUAUAUAAAACUUCCAAAUGGCAAUUACAUGUUGAUUGUAAGCUUGAUCCUGUUUCUAGUUCAUUUAUUCUCACUUCCUUUGAAUGGUUGCAGUCCUCCUCCUUUCUCUUGAAUCAUGAGAGAUGAAAUUGCAACAGCCGUUUUCUUUGUCACAAGAUUGGUGAAAAAACAUGAUAAACUGAGUAAACAGAAAAUAGAAGACUUUGCAGAAAAGCUGACGACAAUCUUGUUUGAAACCUACAGAAGUCACUGGCACGCCGACUGCCCUUCUAAAGGGCAAGCGUUCAGGUGUAUCAGGAUAAAUAAUAGUCAGGAUAAAGAUCCCAUUCUAGAAAGGGCUUGUGCUGAAAGUAACGUGGAUUUUUCUCACCUGGGACUUCCAAAGGAGAUGACCAUAUGGGUAGAUCCCUUUGAAGUGUGCUGUAGGUACGGUGAGAAAAAUCAUCCAUUUACAAUUGCUUCUUUUAAAGGCAGAUGGGACAAAUGGGAGCUUUCCCAACAGGUCAGCUGUGCUGUUAAUCGAGCUACAUUAGACUAUGCCUCUGGCAUUUCCUCUGAUGAAGAAAGUUGUAACAAAGAACCGCAGAUCAUUCCUAAAGUCAGCAAUCCAAAGAGUAUUUAUCAGGUUGAAAACUUUAAACAGUCCUUUCAAUCUUGGUUCCAUGUCUCCCGCAAAAAGAAUAUGGCAGAUGGCCGUAUGGGCCUCCUAGGAAAUGCUUAUGCAUUGCAUAAAAAUCAUAAGCGUCAGAGGCCUGCUGCUAUCUACCGGGUAGACAGGUACCACUGGGUCAACACUAACCGAUAAUGCAGUGGUCGGGCACUUGUGGGAUAGAGCUCAGAGGAGCGGCUUCAUUUUCUCUAUAACAAAAGGGAGUCUAAAAUUGAGAGGCCCAU